This is a messenger RNA of Amphibalanus amphitrite, 3974 nucleotides long. RefSeq names its product inhibitor of nuclear factor kappa-B kinase subunit epsilon-like. The transcript is spliced from 15 exons. Gene Ontology annotation, cellular component: cytoplasm. The coding region runs from base 306 to 2603 and encodes 765 amino acids. The record is from RefSeq and is a predicted model, not a curated record. Gene Ontology annotation, molecular function: protein serine/threonine kinase activity; ATP binding. Gene Ontology annotation, biological process: peptidyl-serine phosphorylation. NCBI's taxonomy places the organism in Eukaryota, Metazoa, Arthropoda, Thecostraca, Balanomorpha, Balanidae.
UUCAAGGAAAAUGUGUGUAAUUUUCAUCGAUUAUUCUUGCUUAUUUUUGUUUUUGAUGUUAUUAUCCGCUCAAUCAAAGGUUAAAAGUUGUUGGCUAUUGCUCAUAAAUGAUAAGUAAAUCAUCAGAACAAAAACUUCCGACUUGGACGGUGCAUGAAAUUAGCUUUCAGCUUGAGCUUGAGCCCGAGUAGCAAGAGUUGGAGUGCAAGGUCUGGCAUGAUUCUUGCUGAGUAGACCACUGGCCCCUCCGACCCAGCUGCAGCUGAAGUGCUGCUCUCCACUCAGCUCAUCUUCAGACUGCUGGGAUGACGUUCCUGCGAGGCUCUCAGAACUAUGUGUGGUGCACGACCAGUGUUCUGGGCAAGGGUGCCACUGGGGCAGUGUUCCAGGGUGUCAACAAGCAAAAUGGUGAACCAGUGGCAGUCAAAACGUUCAACCAACUCAGCCACAUGCGGCCGCAUGAGGUGCAGAUGCGCGAGUUUGACGUCCUCAAGAAGGUCAACCACAAGAACAUUGUCAAACUGCUGGCCAUUGAGGAGGAGCAAGAGGGCCGUGGAAAGGUGAUUGUCAUGGAGCUGUGUACAGGAGGCAGUCUUUUCAACAUGUUAGAUGACCCCGAGAAUGCUUACGGGCUUGAUGAAAAGGAAUUCUUCCUGGUGCUUCGUCAUCUGUCUGACGGCAUGAAACACUUGCGGGACCUGAACCUGGUGCACCGUGACCUGAAGCCAGGGAACAUCAUGAAGUACAUCGACAUCGACGGCUCGACCAUCUACAAGCUGACCGACUUCGGGGCGGCGCGGGAGCUGGACGACGACCAGCAGUUCAUGUCGCUGUACGGCACCGAGGAGUACCUGCACCCGGACAUGUACGAGCGCGCCGUGCUGCGCAAGUCGGCCGGCAAGACGUUCCGCGCCACCGUGGACCUGUGGUCGAUCGGGGUGACGCUCUACCACGUGGCCACCGGGCAGCUGCCGUUCCGGCCGUUCGGAGGACGCAAAAACAAGGAGACCAUGCACGUCAUCACCACCAAGAAAAAGCCAGGGAUAAUCUCCGGUAUUCAGUCGGCGGAGGGUGGCGAAAUUGAGUGGGGUGAGAAGCUGCCCGACACCUGCCAGCUUUCACUCGGCGCCAAGAGCCUGGUGACGCCGCUGCUGGCCGGCCUGCUGGAGGUGGACCAGCAGGUCAUGUGGACGUUCGACAGGUUCUUCGACGAGGUGACGGCCAUGACGUCGCGCCGCUGCGUGCCCGUGUUCCACGUGAACCAGCUGCAGCACCUGCGACUCUACCUGCUCAGGGACGACAGCUACGAGUCGCUACAGUCAGCCAUCACCACUCAGACGGGUAUCAGUCCGACGGGUCAGCUGCUGCUGCUCUCCGGCCAGCCGCUGUUGGAGGUGGUGGCCGCCGACACGACCGUCUCCCGCUACCCGGAUAUCGCCGCCGACCAGCCGCUCGUGCUGUUCGACAAGCAUAAUAAUGACGUGACGCCGUGCCGUCCGGUCCCGCUGCCCAAGUUUCCGACGAUCCCCUCCACGCUGAGUGUGGAGAAUGACGCCAUCCUGGCCAAGAUGGCCUGCAACGUCGGCUACGAGUUCAAGCGGCGCGUCACCAACUACAGUCUGUCCUGCUCCCUGAUGGAGUACGCCGUCAGCAUGUUCACUUCGGUUCUGAAGACGGAGCUGACUCGCCUCAAGGAGAGCCUGGAGUCGUGUCAGCACCUGAGUGACACGCUGCGCCGCCAGUGGUCCCUUCUGGCCACCUCCCAGCAGACGAGCGCCGCUCUGCUGGGCCGCCACCAGGACGGCCACCGGCCGGCGGCUGACGCGCUGUCGCAGCUGUCCGAGCCGCUGCAGCGGCUGGAGCAGACCCUGGAGACGGUGGCGGAGCGGGAGCGAGGACUGUCAGAGACCAACAUCCCCGAGCUGCACCGACGCAUUGUCGGCGAGACGUGUCUGCUGGUGGACUGGCGCGGCCGGGUGGCCCACCUGCCCCCGCUGGCGACGGCGCCGGCCCGCGCCGCCACCUUCACCGCCAAACUGAGGGACAGCUGGCAGCAUCUGCUGAGGGACAGGACGGCUCGCACACUCACCUACAACGACGAGCAGUUUCACCAUCUGGAGAAGAUAAAGCUGACGGGCACCAGUAAGUCGCUGCAGCAGCUGCUCGACGGAGAGGUGGCGCCCACCCGAAACUCGAUGGCCGAGCUGCUCUCCGACUGGUACAAGACGGCGCAGACCAAGUACAUCAAGAAGGAGAUCGCCGCCACCGACCUGGUGCAGCUCGAGUCGUUAGUGGACGAGCUGGGGGACCGGCUGGCCGACCUGCAGGACCGCUACACGGCCUGCGUGCGACCAGUGCUCGGCGGGGGGUCGGGCUCCACCCCACCGCGGCCGGCCGCCGCCGUCACCCGCAGUCCCAAGGUGCUCCGAGAGGACGGCCGCCGACUGGCGUCAGGGCUCGGUGAGCUGGAGGACGCCCAGGCGGACAUCUGGCAGGCGCUCCAAGAGAACGAGCAGCUGGUCAGCCAGCUGCAGAACCUCGUCGGCUGGGUGGUCCAGUCGUCACUGCCGCCGCAAAACAGCGACGUCAUCAUGGAACAGUAGGGUCGUCGUAAGAUCGGUGAUAGUAUCAUAGAUCGGUGAUGUCAACGAUGAGAACAGUGAUGUCAUCAUAGCGCAAUGACUGGUCGUCCAAGUCUGGGCGGCAGUUGCACCGUGAGGUGUUCAUUGUGAUGGUUAAGGGUGCCGAGGGUAUUCAGUACCGGAAACGUUGGGAGUGAGGCCGCAUUGACAGCAAUCGGUGAUCCUCGUAUCACAGCGCUCUACAGCGGGGAUUUCACAUUGGAACCUUGUUUUCUGCCGCUGGGAGGACUCGCAGCAAUAUCAAGAAGAAAUUGCAGAAUGGUGGGUGACUGGGUUCCCCCAGGAUGACGCGCUUGGUGACUGUAGAUAUCAAAUAGUGCUCGAUUGUCGCCCCCAAUUUUUUGCUAAGGACUCUCGCAACGAAUGGACCCGAGAGGACAGGGAUGCGUGGCCUGUGGAGUCCACCGGGACUCAGCGCUGGGGUGCGGUUCGUGGAAGCUCGUAAAGGUCGAGCUGACGGGUGUGUACAAACGGCCAGCUCGGCUGAGCGAGUGAAGAGGGGGUUCACCCAUGCUAGUGUAAUGGUGUCCUUCUAUGGUGUCAGUUCAGCUUGGCGGCAGCUGUCUGUGCGAUCGGGUAAGGGGUGGGAAUGCUUUCGGUAGUUCUUGACGUCUAAAUGAGGUCGGUGAUUAGAUAUAUUUUUCUAUUAGCGACCGACCUUUCGUCUAUUUUUGACAUGUGCGAUGUUUUAGUAGCACUGCAGCCAGUGUCUGCUUGUUUCCAGUAUGCGUGAAUCGAGACUGAGUCGUAUGUUGCAAUGCGUGGUCUUCACUUGUAUGAUAUCACUGCAUUUUCGGGUGCUCCCAGCGUGACGUGCGGUCCCAUUUUAACCACACCGUGUGACGGCACGCCGUCCUGAUGAAGUGUCUAAUAAUAGCGGCUACUGUGGUGUGUGGUUAUCAAAGAUCCCCGGCUCAAUGCGUAGUGCGAGAGGUACGCGUCUUCCCGGAAUCGUGGCGCCUAUGUAGAUUUCGCUCCCCGCGGGGGAGGAGGCGGGGACAGGUGCGGGCUGAUUUCUGACAUGUUCAGUAACUUUCGUGAGUGUUGCUUAGCAAGUGCAAGAGCCUUUUUGGUGCGUGUUAGAUGAUAUCGUAUUCCAAGAUUAAUGGAGAAGCGGUGCCACUAGCGAUUGAUGCCAGUGGUGAAACACUUUGUUGCAAGUUUCUAAGAAUCUAAUGUGAUGCUUUUUAUUCGGAUUAUAGCGCAGCCUACGCUGUUUUCUCUCUGUGAAAGUGUGUCGCCUUGUAUGUAGAUUCUUCAUAGUUGUGUGUGUGCACGGGCGUUGAAUUCGCCGCAGUCCAAAGACAAAGAUUGAAUACAUAUUCUACUAUA